AUGGCUGCCAGGAAACUACAAACUGAAAUCGAACGAACUCUGAAAAAAGUCGCUGAAGGUGUCGAGAUAUUCGAGUCCAUAUUCGAGAAAAUAUCCACAGCUACAAAUGCCGCCCAAAAGGAAAAGUUUGAGGGCGACUUGAAGAAGGAAAUCAAGAAAUUGCAGAGAUAUCGAGACCAAAUUAAAACAUGGAUGUCAUCAAACGAAAUAAAGGACAAGAGAGCCCUGCUCGACAACAGAAAACUGAUAGAAUCCCAAAUGGAAAAGUUCAAGGCAAUGGAAAAAGAACUGAAAACAAAGGCAUUCUCAAAAGAAGGGCUACUACAGCCAGGCAAAGUAGAUCCCGAAGAAGCUAAACGUGAAUCCCUCGCAGAUUGGAUUCGCAGAACAGUCGAAUCCCUCCAGGAAAUGAUUGACAAGCUAGAAUUCGAACAAGAGCAGCUUCUAUCCACAAUAAAGAAGAACAAAAAGGCCGAUCCAUCAAAGCAAGAUCGCUUAAAUUCCGUUGAACACUUACUGGAACGACAUAAAUGGCAUAUAAACAAGCUGGAAAUUAUAUUGAGAUUACUGGAGAAUGGGAAUCUGACGUUUGAUCAAGUUCAAUCUAUACAGGAUGAUGUGUCGUUUUAUGUCGAGUCUUGUGAUGAUGAAGGAUUUGACGAAGAUGAAGGCAUUUAUGAUGAUUUGAAUCUGGAGGAGGCUGGAUUGUAUGGUUUGCCUGCUGAUGAUGAAGAUGAGGAGAAUGAUGAUAGCGAUGCUGAACCAGGAUCCCCCAGAGAUAGAGAGGGCUCGCCUGAGAUAUCACCGACACCACCAGCCAAAGAGGAGAAGAGGAAGGCUAGUAAAGACAUCGAGGUGGAGCCGCCCAAGGCUGCUGCCAAAGUCGUCGCUCCAACACCGCCGCUGCCUCCAAAAGCUGUGGAACGAGUGGCCUCAAAGGACGACGGUAAAGCUAAACCUGCCACAGUUGCUCCAAUACCCGCCGCCGCGUCAACAACAUCACGGCCUGGUUCGACGACUGUAGCGCCAUCAACACCAUUGUCAUCGAUAACAAAAUCAUCACCAACAAUACCUGCAAGCGUCCCAACACCAAGAGAUGUAGUGCCGCCACCACAACGGUAUGCAGCAGCAGCUAGUGUAUCUGCUGCUGCCGCAACUGCUAGUAGUGCGGCCGCAACAUCCUCAAUAACGCCAUCUGCAGCAUCAACUAUAACAUCUGCUAUAUCCUCAGCUGCUGAUAAAGUGUCUCCAGUGCGGUAUGGUGAUGCUGCAUCAGCAGCUAUAUCUUCAGCACCCAUUGCUGCUUCAAUAGGGCAACCAAUAACGACGGCCAGUGUUGUUGGUAAGCCCGAAAUAUCUCCUACUACAGCUAAACUUGUCCCUAAAGAGACAGUCACAUCACCCAUAUCAACGUCACAGCAACCACUUCAGCAGCAGCAAUCUAGUAAUGUAGUUGGAGGCCGACCGCCAGCCACUGCUGCUGGAACAGCAGCAACUCCAUCGACGAUACAAACUGUACCACCAGCAUCAAGUGAAAAAUUGUCAUUAUCGCAGCCCUCUCCGACAACUUCUUCCUCUGUUGCUUCAUCGCAACCGCGGAUACCAACAACGCCAGAAGCACCAAAAGAUGAUCAAACGGUUGAGACAGUGGAUAAGAGAUUAUCUGACUUGGUUGACUCGUUUGAAGCUACGAAAGCCAAGUCACUGGCAGCUCAAAUCGAACCUGGAUACAUACAUAACAUGAUGGAAACAAGCUUUCAGUAUGUGCCGGAUGCGUCUGAUUCAGAAAAGCCGAAGCAUUACAUGCCAAAGAGUCCAUAUCCAACACCUGGAUACUAUCCUCAAACACCGCUGGCGCUACUUGAGAAUCUAGCCAUGUUUGAAAAGUUUGAUAUUGAUACCCUGUUCUUCAUCUUUUAUUAUCAGCAGGGGACGUACCAGCAGUACUUGGCUGCUCGAGAACUGAAACGACAAUCUUGGAGAUUUCAUAAAAAGUACUUGACAUGGUUUCAACGGCAUGAAGAGCCUAAAUCCAUAACAGACGAGUAUGAGCAAGGCACAUACAUCUAUUUUGAUUAUGAAGGUGCAUGGUGCCAGCGGAAGAAGUGUGAAUUCAGGUUUGAUUAUAGAUAUUUGGAGGAUGCAGAGUUAUCAUAA
Molecule: messenger RNA, 2157 nt
Organism: Synchytrium microbalum
Lineage: Eukaryota; Fungi; Chytridiomycota; Chytridiomycetes; Synchytriales; Synchytriaceae
Exons: 12
Coding region: 1-2157 (718 amino acids)
Biological process (GO): nuclear-transcribed mRNA poly(A) tail shortening; regulation of DNA-templated transcription
Cellular component (GO): CCR4-NOT core complex; nucleus; P-body
Source: RefSeq, a predicted model, not a curated record